Messenger RNA from Spirometra erinaceieuropaei, 12530 nucleotides. Lineage: Eukaryota; Metazoa; Platyhelminthes; Cestoda; Diphyllobothriidea; Diphyllobothriidae. The record is from the annotation of a GenBank genome assembly.
AUGCUCACAGCAGUAACAACUGCAACAGGAAAUUCGGCUGGUGCUAAACUGAGGUGCUUGUACACGAAUGCCCAAAGCCUCAUAUCGAAACUAGACGAACUAAAACUUUGCCUUGUUGAGCUGUCUCCAGAUGUUUUAGCAGUAACUGAGACCUGGCUGUCCGCGAAUAUUAGCGAUAACGAAGUAGCCUUGCCUGGAUACCAAAUUUAUCGACGGGACAGGGAACAUCGUCAGAGUGGUGGUAUCGUUGUGUAUGUGAAUGACGGUCUGGCAGUGUCGGAUAACACCACCAAGUUUGCGUGCAGUACGGAAGCUAUCUGGUUGACCAGCAAGGCUACCGGUUCCCCGUGUCUCGAUGUCCUUACUGUCUACCGACCACCUAGGACAGACCGAAUCGCCAACGCUCAACUAUUGGAGCAGUUGGAUAAAUUUUCCAGUCGACCUAACACCAUGAUCAUGGGCGACUUCAACGCACCAGGAACAAACUGGAAUACCCUCCAAGCGUCAGGUCCAAAAUCGGCAUUCGAUUACCGCCUGUUGAGCAAGACAUUAAAUGCGUGCCUCACACAACAUGUAAUGUUCCCAACGAGAACACGUGAAGGACAAAGGGCAAACUGCCUGGAUCUGGUCUUUACGAAAACACCAGACAGCAUAGACGAGAUCGCCUCCAUGCCGCCUCUUGGCCGAAGUGACCACGUAGUGCUUAUGUGGGAUUAUUCGUUAUUCUCCAUUUCACAUACUCCAGACCACAAAAGGCGUAAUGUUUGGCGGGGCGACUUCAAUCAUAUGAGGGCAGACUUAUACGGUCUUGACUGGGGCUCUUUGUUUACGGGAAGUGCCAACGAUGACUGGGAGCUGUUCAAGAAUGUCCGUCUGUUGCUCAUCAACAACCACUGCCCGCUGACUAGUGUAAGACUGAACAAACGCCCUGGGUGGCUAAAUUGCAACCUUAAGAAAGAAAUCAACAGGAAGCACAAAUUGUGGAGAAAAUACUGCGUCACUAGACAAGCUGAAUGCUUCAACACCUACAAGACACAGAGGAACAAACUGAGGAAGCUGAUAAUGCAGACGCGGCGAGAAUUCGAGAAAAACUUGCUACAAAAAGCAACGCAGAACCCAAAAUUGCUCUAUAGCUACCUCCGACGAACUACAAGGAACAGGCAUCAAAUCCCUUUGAUAAAGACUACCGAUGGCGUUGAGAUCGCCGAUAGUAGGGAUAAAGCUGCGUAUUUUUCACGGUUUUUCCAAUCAGUCUACACAAACGAGGCAAGGUUCCUUCCUCCCUCCACAGAAGAACUGCCGACUCCAAGCAUCAGUGAUAUACUCUUCUCAGAAGGCAUUGUCCGAAGAGAAUUAGAGGCAUGGAACGAAUGGAAGUCGCCAGGAUCAGACCAGAUUCCACCCAAGCUUCUCAAGGAACUUGCCAGUGAGCUCUCUGUGCCUCUGUCGAUGUUCUUUUAAACGUCAUUUGACACUGGAAUACUUCCUGUCGAUUGGAAGCUGGCGCAUAUUACUCCGCUACACAAAGGAGGUAACAGGGCAGCGACGACAAAUUGCCGGCCCAUAAGCUUGACAUGCAUUCUCUGCAAAGUUAUGGAAAGGAUCAUAAAGACUGAACUGAUGCAAUUCCUGGAAGUUCACGGCCUGCCAUCGAAAUGCCAACAUGGGUUCCGAAAAGGAAGAUCCUGCACGACAAACCUGCUGCAAUCUCUGCAGAGCUGGACCCGAGCUCUCGACGACAGGCACGCGGUCCACAUAGCCUUCAUGGACUUCCAGAAGGCUUUCGACACUGUGCCACACCAAAGGCUGUUACAUAAGCUGAAAAAAAUAGGGAUCGGUGGCAACUUCCUUACAUGGAUCGAAAACUUCCUUGUGGGUCGACAGCAGGUUGUGUGCGUCGGUCGGGGAAAAUCAGAUCCGGCUUUGGUCGAUAGUGGUGUCCCCCAGGGUUCAGUACUGGGACCCAUUUUGUUCCUUAUCUACGUGGACGAUGCCGCAAGAGAUUUAGACUGUGAAGUAGCAAUGUUUGCGGAUGACAUGAAGAUAUGGAGUGUAAUUCGGGGUCCUGCCGAUGAAGACAGACUGCAGAUGAACCUGAAUCGGUUGGAGGAGUGGUCAAACCGUUGGCUCCUGCGGUUCAACGUUGCCAAAUGUAGCAUACUUCGCCUAGGCAACACAACCAGAUCCGCCAGCACAAGAGGCUACUUUCUGGGCGGUGCAGCCCUACAAGAGGUCGAAGCCCAUAGGGACCUCGGUGUGCUGACGACGAGUUCCCUAAAACCAUCCGCCUACUGUUCGAGGGUGGCAAAAACCGCAAUGUCCGUACUGUACGCCAUCAAGCGUGCGUUUAUGGACUUUGACGAAGAAGCUUUCUCUAAGACAUUCGGAACAUUCGUCCGGCCGCAUUUAGAGUACGGCAUACAAGCUUGGAGGCCGUGGGCUGUUGUGGAUCAAAACUGCCUCGAAAGAGUCCAGAGGAGAGCCACGAAGAUGGUUAGGGGUCAAAGCUCCUUUCCUUAUGCGACCCGCCUAGUAAAUCUGGACCUCUUUCCUUUGAGUUACAGGCAACUUCGCGGAGAUCUCUUGCUAGCCUUCCGCAUUGUAAAGGGGUUGGAUUGCAGUCUGGCCUUGGAGGACUUUUUUGAAUUUGCUACCACGACCAACCUCCGAGGUCACCCGUUAAAACUGCGCACUCAGCAGGCACGGCUGGAUGUGCGGAAGUUCUUCUUCUCGGUUCGCUUGGUCAAACCAUGGAAUGAGCUUCCCGCAGAUGUUGUUUUUUCAUCAUCUAUACAAAGUUUUAAGAAGAAUCUGGACAUGUUUAUGUUCCGAAAUGACCAAGAGCGAUGAGAAGUCGAGCUCACCCCCUGUAACUCCUUCUCAUUUUGUCCCACCAUUAUAGGCGUGUUCGAACUAUUUCAGCCCAGAACAUCUAUCUGUACACCACACAUUUUUUACGUUGCAAAUAGGGUACUCAAAGGCUAACGCCUAUUUCCCUCAAUAAACUGGACUGAACUGAACUGAACUUAUGUCGUUUGGUCUAAAUAUAGUUUAUCUUAGCGGUUAAAUGCAUAAUUGGAAGCAAGGAAUUGUUUCUGCAUCAAUCCGUAAUGAGGUUUAGCCAGGGCCACACCUAGCCAUACUGUGGCCCAAGGGUAAGACUGGGUCCCGUGUUGGCAGGAAUAGCAUCUUUCCCUGCCAGCACCAGCCCCGCCUAGCCCCGCCUGGCCCCCUCAAUAAUGGCGGGGCUAGAGGGGGCUAUGAGGGGGCUAGGCGGGGCUGUGGAGGGGGCUGUGGCGGGGCAUGCACCGCGAUAGCCCCGCCUGGCCCCGCCAGCGAAAAAAAAUGCGCAGGGGACGCCACAUCCCAGCCCACUUUUGGCACCACUUUAAAAUAUCGUCCCCAUUGUCAAAUAUACGAAUUAAUAACACAAACAGAUUGUAAACCGGUGGACAAAUAAGAGUUUAAGCAAUGAGGGACUCAAACAAAACCUCAAUAUAUUGUGCUCAUCCGCAGCUACAUUCAGUGGGCGUAAACGGAUGCUUUCUCCAUGGUUUAUAAGCCAAUUUUGAUAAAUUAGCUCCUUUAAAUUCCAAAGAAGGUACAAUAAGUGGUGCUUUUGGAACAUAUCUUUCGAUGCAAAUACGCUUCAAAAGGUUUCAAUCCAGAGGGGGCUCUGGCCCCGCCCAGCCCCCUCCAGCCCCGCCUAUGAAGGAGCCAUGUGCUGGCAGGCGGGGCUCUGGCCCCACCCAGCCCCUUCCAGCCCCGCCUAUGAAGGGGCAAUGUGCUGGCAGGGUUGCGAUUUAGCAACGACACUGUGAAGAAAAACGAUGAGGGCCUAGGGAUCAUUUCUUAUACAAACAGUUUUUGCGAGUGAUCGCAAAAGUGAAGAACAAAGGAAGCAAUGCAGUAUUUUAUCAACAAGCGUGCUCGUAUGUUUGACAGGCGGUCGGUGCAAAAUCGCGAACCUUCCGUCAGUUGAGCAAGCCGAUCUUAAAUAUUAAGAUUCGUGGUAACCUCUGCGGAAAAGUAGACUUUUUUUCGUCAUAAUCAAACAUUUAAAGUUACUCUGGUUGAUAAUUUUCUCUGAACAAAUGUACGAUCAGCAAACGUAAUUCUUUAGUCUUGGAAAACCACACGACUAUCUUUUACUGAUGCAGGUGCGACAGACUGACUAAGGGUAUUACCUAACAGAGUAAGUUCUUAACUCCCAUGGCCUCAGUCAAACAAGGACAUUUCCUGUAGUUUCUACCCACAUUGAACCUCAAAAGAUCGUCACGUCUGUCAACAGGUUAGCACCAUCGUACAGGCUCCUAGUUAUUUUCCGCUAAUGCCGUUCGACUACAAAAGAUAUGUAGUUAAUCUACUGCUAACGUCAGUAAACUGAGUGUUGAGAAAGCAAUAGCCUCCUUGUGGCAGUGCGAGUUUGUCUAAGGUUCCGAAUUAUGGAGCUAUAAUUGUAGCUCACCAAGGCAAACGUAAUGUCUAGGACAACUGGGAACUCGCGCCAACACACUGGUUUUGUAUUGUUACGUUGCAAGCAGAAGUCCACUGCGAGUCUUUCAGCACUUCAAACACCGAGGUGUGCCUAUCCUCCAUCAUCUAUAUUGACAUAGACUUCGGAGUUUAUCCCCGAUACUUUGAAGGCAAUCGACAGUUUUCAUGAAAACUCAGUUUUUACGUGUUCACGUGUCAUGGAUACCAGUAUAGCGGUGUAGUACAUAUGGAUUCUCAAUAAUCUGGUGUUUUAACCAUAGUGGACACCUUAGUUAAAAAGUAUUAGUUCCAUUCUAGAAGUAGCAUUGUAUUUAGAAUGAAAUUCCGUCCGCGGCCUUCAUGCUCUUGGUCUUUUUUAUCAGGUUCAGUGUGUGGACGAAAAUAAUAGGCAAGUUUAACCACCCGAAUACCUCUUGAAGAGUUCCGACGACAUCGUUCUCCCGGCUGUUUCAUUAGGGAUCAUUUAGUUGAUCCACUACCCAUUUUGUGAAGAAUGCUGAUCAAAGGUUUAGCCCAGACACUUUCAUGCCCAGUUUCGUUCAAUAUCCAAAAAUGAGGCUAACGGUGCCAUUGAAGCACUUUCUCAAAGCCCAUUCUUUGGUCGAGGCCAUGUGUCAUCUGUUAAACCAGGACGAUAUCACCCCUUUGUUUCGAUAAACACAAAGGGAAUAUAUUAAGACAGUUCGCUCUUUUGAAGUAAAGUCGUGUAUUGAAACUUUUACCAUCUCUGUCAGCCCACACCGCACUUCCCCAGGAUUUAUUUCGUCUCAUGCGAGUCAUGAUCGUCACGCCUGUGUGCUAUGUUGAAAGCAUGGAGGAACGAAAGUGUCGCACAUACGCCGAAAUAGUCUGCAUUGGGAUUUACAGACGUACUUGUUACAGUGCACAGUAAUCCACUGUCGUUUUCCAUAGUCUUGACUCAGUGAAGCGAUGGGCUCAGUAUCUUCCCUAGCCAAAAUAUAAAAAUCUUCUUUACGAAGACGGUAUGAUAAUUUGGGUGCAUUUCGGGUAAUAUGGCCUCAUGCUGUUGCCUAGAUGAUAUUCGUUCGAACGCAGAUGGAGGACCGCGCAUUGAAAUCAAACAACCGUCAUACAAGUCAGUUCCACAACCGAUGAAGAUAAUUUUGAAGAGCUGUCUGGGAAACUUGGGCCUCUACUGACUUGCAAAAUCCUAGAACAUUGACAAGCAGAAGCUUAACGUCGGUCAAGUUAGCGGCGACUGUUAUUAACACACAGAAUGAAGAGAAGGGUCUAGAGAAAUGACGCCAGCGUCACACCACUUAUCGUGUUUUACAGUGCGAUUGAACUUUUCAGGCCCAGACGUGCAGUUUUACUUCCACAAGAAAUGAUUAUAUCCAGUUUGGAGGCUUUCCUCUGAUGCCAAAAGGGCUCUGCAUGCGCACAAACGGUGAUUUGGGACGCUACCAAAGGCUUGGCGAAAAAUCGAAGCCUUCUUCCACAUCCUUACUCCAGACUCCACAUAAAAGUCAGUAGAUGUGGAAGCUGGGGCGUCGUCAACGAAUCCAAUAUUUCGAGCUCCGUAACGUAUCAUCUUCAUCUCUAAAUUGUGCCGAAUAAGGACUUCUACUAUUCUGCAAAAACAGUUUGGACCUAUUAGUUGAUAAUAUCCUUCUCUGUCUAUUUAUAGAUCAAUAUGAGGCGAAGUAAUGGCGACGUUCGUCUUUUAGUUCGCUCAAAUCUUACUUCACACGAUUGGCCGCAAAGAUGUUUACUGUGUACCAGAGUACUAUGGGCUGGCAAUCUUGUACUUUUAGAACAGUCUACUGUGGAUUCGAAAUCGAAAUGAUUAAUCAAACCAUAAUAGUUAUGCAACCUUAUAGCACAUCAGUGCACUCUGAUAAGUUGAAUGUAACAUUACAUAGCCCCUUUUAACUUGCUGUUCACAGGAUACUCGGAUACUUUUCAAAUUUAAUGAGUAAUAACUAUCUUUCGCAACAAGCGAUUGGACCAAACAGGCACAAAGUAUAUUAGACUGAGGAACAGAUGUAAGAUAGCAACCGAAAUUCACCCUUGAGUUAUUUGAAAAAAACUAUACAAUACGUCUCCCACUUUAUGUUCUUAACUCAGAGUUUUCAUCUUGUGCUUCUAUAUAUAACUUCGCGUGGCUCCCUUUUUCAUGAUCGCGUACUUUGUGUUAACAAGAAAGCGGCUGUCAUGGCGCUGCUCAUCUGCUAUAGGUUAAUGUACGCUUUUAACACCACACGGAUCAGACAGAGUUAUCCAAGUCGAUUGUAGACACUUCGCGACGGGAUCAAUGUAGUCGAGUGUCAGUGAAGAUGGCCGGCGUCACCUCUUUUACUGUCACUGACAUCACUGUCGCUCUCCCCCGCCAUCAGCAUCCUCUCAGCCGUUCACCUACUUCCACGCCCUUCCUUGUGGUUGUCCGCAGCGUUGAACUCCCAGGUCAUCUAUCAGACAGUUCGGAACCACCACUCACACGGGAUUGAUCACUUACAACUGUGGCAUAAGUCUUUCAUGUACUGUGGGACAUAUAUUACUUUUCAAUUUGUGUAUUAAUUGUAGCAUAGUUCUCAUCUAUUCCAAUACCUUUUCCUUACAACGUCCUAAUAGAUGUAUCUGAUGCGGUGAAUAACGAUUCCGUUAAGUGGUUCCAUAAUCGUAAAACUGCCCAGAGCGCUUUAUUUAACUGAGCGUGUCGUCUCAGCGUCUCCGUUCGUUACUAUCUGGUUUGUUGGCAAACCAUACAUUUUAAGCAAACACUAUCCGCCUUUACGUCAGUGUUACCCAGAUUGACAAAGUCUGCCAUCGGGCCAGUGGAAUACCCUAUACGAUAAUUAGUCUAUCCUGAAACAAUUCAUUGUCAAAUGGUCCGAUUUUCAGCACCUUGUGCUUCUGGUAAAUGCACACAAUACAGACAGGAAACAGCCUCGGCCGACAAACUAACACAUUUAGUGUUUAUUUAAAACCCCCUUUCAUAUAUUCAGGAUUACUCUGCGAAUUGCACUGUGUUUUUUAUUUUUUUUAGUCUGGUACAUAUUAAAAUCGGCGCAGUCAUUGCAUGGCUUCGAUUAUCUGUGGAAAUAUUGGUGCCCGUAUAAGUGCUAAAAAACCAAUAAUAACUGUUACUGAAUUAAAUUAGUACAAAUGCGAAUAAAACUAAAGUUAUCGAAAACCUCUGAGUCUGACGGUUUAACGUGCGAAUUUGGCACCACACGGUCGAGUCCACGUUGUUAUUAGACCUAAGUCCAGUCACCGGGGUAAAAUACCUUUACAAAACUAUGUCUUAAUACCACUUUCCUUGAGUUACUUGCGAACCGCCAGGUACAACACCUGAACGUAUCAAUUUGCCGAGCGAGGUCGGGAGUGAGUGUGCGUGACUGUACAUACAACGUCAGCACGAAAUUUCGUCUGCGUGCAAAAUGCUAGUCACCACACUUUUUUUCAAAUCAUGCGUGCUGACUUGGCUCAUUCCGAAAACAGGCGCACAAGCAAUCCGUGCCGAACUGGCCUUUGUUUCAGGCAUUCAUGCCCACCCUCAGACUUUCGGCAACAGAACCCGAGAUCCGAGUGCGAAAAUAUACACGCCUCGACGGCGUCCACAGGUCGCAAAAGUACAUCUCAAUAGCGCACUGUCAAGCAUUCCUUGUUCUACCAAAACGGUCAAGAUAAGGGAUACCGAAGCUGGCACCAGGCUGCGCACCCGACUGUAACUGAUCUUUCAAUGUCAUUUAACACUUGCUCAUGGGACAGUCAGACAGUAUGCAAUGCAGUUUCCUGUCUUUGCAAAAAUACACUCGCAUACCACCGAAGCUAUCUUAAACUGCAGUGGAGCAUGCUAUCUUUUUGUAUUUUUCUCGACUGUGCUCAGUACGGAGGCAUACACGGGGGACAGGGUUAUGACAUCCCGCGGAUAUCAUUUUCAUCUUGUACUGACCGCGAAGCUAACAGGAUUGGUCUACUUUGUCCUUUCAGGGUGCUGUUGCAUGUUCGAGUCUAUUUGCAGGACUUCUUCAUACAGCACCUCUUACCUGAUAUGGAACAGUUUUUGUUUAGACUGCCGCGCCUGACACGGGAAUGGGGGACUCCCCGCAGUACAGGUGGGCUCGCGCUAAAUUCUAGGGGGUUCCUAUGCCUGUGUCCUAAUACCAACCCCAAAUCCAACUUCAACACGUAUCCUAACCCUAACGGCAGUCCUACCGUCGUGAAUGACGGAGUCAACCAUGUGCUCCACAGCAGGCUGAUAGCAGGGACGGUGCCUAGUGCGUGAUUUCUUCUAUAAUGAUAGCAGACUUGCGCAUAAUCUACCACACUCUCUCCUCCUCCCCCACCUGGGCCCGCUAUCAAAACAGUCAAGAAGACCGCUGGCGAAAGGGAGCGCAGGUGGCUGACACGGCCGGACCCGCACCUGGGCGUACCGCCACACUCCCUGGUCCACAACAAACAAGGGGUCUCCGUAGUACAGGUGGCCUCAAUGGAACACCUAUUCCCGUGUCCUAACCCUAACCCUAACCAUACAGCUGCACACGGUCAUUGCGUGGUUAUAUGGCAAGACAAACUGUUCAAUCAGCGAUCGACCUAGAGAGAUAAAACCUGAUAGGUAACAUGAAACAUGGGUCUAGUAUGCGGGUGCGCAUGACGAGGGGGGAGGGGGAGAGAAGUCAUCUAAGCAUGCAAGUUAGGAUUACAGUGAUAACUUACCAGGCGUUAUUAAAAGUGCAACGCGCGGGCAGCAUUCAGUCAUACCGGGGAGGGGGAGGGGGGAGGUGGGGGCGAAAUGAGAGGUCGUAUAUGGGAACAGGGUUUCGCCCAUUAUCGAUCCUUACCAUGGUAGCGCCAGGUUUAUCACGUGGUCCAGCUGCUUACAGAGUCCUUGUUUCCGCCUCCGUAUUGCAGCCGCCUCUGCAAAGCGCAAGAGACGCGGGGUCGUCGCCCGAAUUAGGACCUUGAAUUCGACCUUUCGGUCCACCGUAUGGCCUGUGUCCACUAGGUGCUUUGUAAUUGAGGUCCUGGAUACCUUUUUUCCGCCUUAAGCAGCCACUUCAACAUGUGCUCAGCUGACCGAACUGCCUUUGCGUGCGCCCAAUGUACUUGCAUCCGCAACUACAUGUAAACUCAUAAAUACAGUUUGAUGUGGCGUGCAUAGGCAAAAUUUCUUUAGUUGGUCUAACUGGAAUCGCUUUUGUAGUGCUUAUAAACAACAAGUUAGAGGCGGCAUACGUCCUUUCAAUUGUGCGCCGAGGUCGUCGUUUGAUCACGUUUGACACAUCACCCUUGAAGGGGUGGUAGAUGGUCGCUGGCUUUUUUGGUACAGAUAUUUCGUCAGGAAUUCCUUGUCUGGGAUGGUGAUAUUUAUUGAUGAAUUUCUCCGGCUACCCGUCCGCAGGAAAAACGUUCUUGAGGGAAUUGAGUUCGUCAUCAAUCGUAUCUGAGGAGCAGAUUCUGGUGGCUCUGUUGAACAGGCACAAAACCAAGUUCCGUUUUCUCUGAAUUGGGGCGAAACUGACGAAGUGCAUGCAUUGUCCUUUCCAUGGGGGGCUUUUCGGUAGAUGGAUCCCUGAAUAGAGCCAUCUGCCCGCCUACGUACAAGAAUAUCCAGGGAAGGCAGUGUGUCGUUCUUUUCAUGCUCAAUCGUAAAUUUGAUCUUUGCAUGUGCUUUGUUCAGGGCCUUGAGUAGUAGUUCUCUGUCGCCCGGGCUUUUGACUAUGACGAAAACGUCAUUCACACAUCGCCUAUAGAAUGAGGCUCGUUGUAAGUUCUGGGCUAGUUGUCGCUCGAGAUUAGACAUGAAAAUACUCCCUAGGAUUGGCCCCAAUGGACUGCCCAUAGCUACACCGUCGAUCUGUCGAUACAGCCACCCGUUAGACAAGAACUGUUCAUUCUUUGUGCAUAUCUGUAGUAGUUCCCGCAGUCGCUUUGGUGACUGGUGUGUUUCACCCGUAUGCUCAAAAUUAUGUCGAUUGUUUCAUCCAGUGGCACAUUUGUAAACAGGCUCUGCACGCCAGGCGAGAUCGUGUGCUUAUUCAGUAAAUUCUGAUUCUUUAGCUCAUCUGCGAAGGUGACAGUAUCUUCAGUAGUGCAAACGGCAAGGUUGUGUCUGAUUGGUUCGAUAUGUUGGAAUAACCAUUGGGCAAGUUUAUAUUGAGGCGAAUUCCUCAUUGAUAAAAUUGGUCGUAAUGGUACCCCUGGUUUGUGCAAUUUUGGCAGUCCAUAUAGUACGGGAAUAUGCGAACCUACAGGCCUAAGACACGCAGCCAUGUUUUCGUCUAUUAUUUGCUUUUCAAGUAACUAUUUUACCUUUUUCCCAAUAAGGUUUUCUAUUGUUCUUGUUUCUUCCUCCUCGUGGGUUUCCGAGGAAAAUUUUCCGGAGUCACCCGCUAUCGCUUCCAUCUUUCUCACAUAGUCAGUCUUGUUUAGGAUCACGACACCGCUUCCUUCGUCAGAUCUUGGGAUGAUGACUUUAGCAGUCCUACGAAGGUCAGUUAGGGCCGAGAGUUGUUGUCUAGUUAGUAGUGAGCGUUGCGUAGUCGGAAAAGUUCGGUAUCCUAUGAAGACUUACUUCAACUGCAUAAUGAAUAAGUUUGCUAUCAGUUUUCCCCAGUAUUGGCUGAAAUAGAGUAGAGCGACACAAGAAUCCAGACUGCACCUUAAUGAAGGACCUCUUACUUAGUCCGUACGCCAUUCUGGAAAUGCAAGCGAAGGCGGUAUGUUUGAGUCAUAGCAGAUAGAAGUAGAAUGAGAAAUGGAAUACGGUUAGCUUCAUAAAAGGGGAACCGGGAUAACACGAAAAACGUGAUACAGCACUCUUUCAGUCCCAACCUGAGCUAAGCAACCUACUAAUGAAACUUCGAGAACUUGAAACCAGCUUUUUAUGAUGUAUACGUGACGAUGGAUAUCAUUAGGCAGCCGAAUUCCUUGAAUUUACUGCAUGCAACAAUAUAAAAUAGACGAAACACGUGUUUGAGUUUUUAGCUUACACUGCCUGUAAACAAAAUGUGAACAUGAUACAGAAAUUCCACUGACACUGAUCGAUUUGAACUCAAUCAUACAUACUAGCCUUCAAAUCAAAUCGGGGAAAGUUUACGACUAAGAAUUUUUAACAAGGUCGCCCAAUAAUUUCGGAGGAAAUUAAUGAUCCAAGGCAGCGUGCAUCCUGAACAGAAGUAACGCAGAGGUGGCAUUUUCUGGAGAAAUCGAGUUUUUCUCGGGACUUUUCAAGCUGGCGAUGUCAGCAGGUCAUCAAAGAUGAGGCACAGUAAGAGGCGAUCUAUUCACACUAGAGCAUUUGUGAAUCUAGUGCUUACAUUAGGCAGACAGAUGUGCGCUUGUGGUACAUCUUCGUACCAACUGCAACACCCGGACUACACCAGUUGCUGUCUUCUCACUCAACUCUGCCGACAACUAAAACUGACCGCACUCACGAACCCCCACCACCACUCUCCUUCUCCACUGGCUCAACAUCCGAUACGGCGGCUCCUGUACCCACCGCCACUGCACACAACCCUGACACACCAACAAGCAUUAACUACCCCACCGUCAACGCCAGCGAUGCGGUCUCGGUUCAUACAUGUUCUCAUUGCAACCGCACCUUCACCUCACACAUCGGCCUGAUCGGUCACUUGCGAAUCUAUCGCACAGAGACUGGCAAACCAGUGCCUGGAGCACCAACAUACACCAGACGCAUUCACCUCCACUAUCCACACUACCCUCGCACAUUUAAUCGCCGCCUGAGCCUAUCGGGUCACAUACGUAUCAACGAGAGCGGAACUGACCGCAGUCUCGACGCACCUAGUACCUCCUGCACAUCCACUAUGCCUUGCUCAACCCCCACCCCGCCGCCCAGCACGCCCGCCACCACCAGCUCAACCACACUCGACACAUCCUACGCACCCACCAUGCCUAACCCAACGCACGCAUCGUCGCCCAGCUUGUCCACCCUCAACAGUUCCACCACCGCAACUAUCUCCGAAACCGACACUGACACUGCCGACUCUUCCUCCCACACUGUCCCCGUACAUUCACCUCACACAUCGGCCUGGUCGGUUACUUGCUAA